GGCUAUUUUAUCAUCUAGCCCAAGUGUGAAGGUAAAACUAGUCAACUACUUUACCUAGACCUAAUAACCGAUCAACAAAAAGAGGGAAAAAAAAAUUCACAUCGUACACAUCAAUAUUCCACCAACCCAACUUCAUUACAUCUGCGGAGCUGCCGAGGUUCAUAACUUAUCCAACAACAGGAAAUCAGGACUCAGGAGCCUUUGUUGUAGAAUUUCGUCAAAUGGCCGCCAUUUCUGGAGCUGUUUUGAAGUCACUGAGUACUACAGGAGAACAAAGAAUUUGUCUUCUUAGACAAUGUAGUAAUCCCAUUUCUCGUAAAUUGGGAUCUGUGCAAUUCAAAUUUAAUGUGGAUUCUCAAUGUAGAUCACUCACCUCUUCAUCUUCCUCAGGGGUGAGAGCUCAAGUUGCUACAUUAAACCAAACAAGCACUGAAGUCGCACAAAAUGUGGAAGCUCCUGUUGCUAUUGUCACCGGAGCAUCUAGAGGUAUCGGAAAAGCGACUGCAUUAGCCUUGGGAAAAGCUGGCUGCAAGGUCCUGAUUAAUUAUGCAAGGUCUUCAAAGGAAGCUGAAGAUGUUGCAAAGGAGAUCGAGGCUUAUGGUGGGCAAGCUCUUACUUUUGGAGGCGAUGUAUCACAAGAAGCAGAUGUAGAGUCCAUGAUGAAGGCUGCAACUGAUGCCUGGGGAACUGUUGACAUAUUAGUGAACAAUGCAGGAAUUACAAGGGAUGGUUUGCUGAUGAGAAUGAAGAGAGCUCAAUGGCAGGACGUCAUUGACCUGAAUCUUACUGGCGUGUUCCUCUGUACACAGGCUGCUGCAAAAAUUAUGAUGAGGAAGAAGAAGGGAAGGAUAAUUAACAUAACCUCUGUCGUAGGUCUGAGUGGAAAUGCUGGACAGGCUAAUUAUAGUGCUGCUAAAGCCGGAGUAAUUGGUUUCACUAAGUCAGUUGCUAAGGAAUAUGCAAGUAGGGGAAUGAAUGUUAAUGCUAUAGCUCCAGGGUUCAUUGCAUCUGACAUGACUGCAAAGCUUGGGGAAGAUAUUGAGAAAAAACUCUUGGAUGCCAUCCCCUUAGGGAGGUAUGGUAAACCCGAAGAAGUUGCUGGACUAGUGGAGUUUUUAGCCCUCAAUCCAGCAGCCGGUUAUAUAACUGGACAGGUGUUGACUAUCGAUGGGGGAAUGGUUAUGUGAAGUACUCAUUAUCGCUAAAAAAAAUGCAUCAAAAUGGGGACGAUAUGAGCAAGCAUGAGCUCAACGGCUGGGCGUGUUCGGUUCUACUGUGCUUUAAGUGCAUUAUAUGUUUAUUUAUUCAUAAAGUUUGAAAUUAGUUGCAUAAUUCUGUAAUGGUACAAUAUUUUGCUAAUGAAAGAGAAGUAUAUUGAAGGUCAUACAUCAUGUCUUCAUCAUCUAGUGUGCUCGAGCUCGAUUGUUGUGUUAGGCUUGAUCAAAUCUGAACUUGCUCUGGCCUUCGAUAUAAAUUUUGAUAGUCGUCUUGUCAAACUUCGAUUCAAUGUUGAGAAUAUCGCUCUUAUUCAUGUUAUAGCUCCUUUCAUUAUCAUUACAUAAUUA
Messenger RNA from Amaranthus tricolor (Joseph's coat), 1565 nucleotides. Its product is annotated as 3-oxoacyl-[acyl-carrier-protein] reductase 4. The transcript has 11 exons. The coding region runs from base 222 to 1187 and encodes 321 amino acids. Gene Ontology annotation, biological process: fatty acid biosynthetic process. Gene Ontology annotation, molecular function: 3-oxoacyl-[acyl-carrier-protein] reductase (NADPH) activity; NAD binding. Lineage: Eukaryota; Viridiplantae; Streptophyta; Magnoliopsida; Caryophyllales; Amaranthaceae. The record is from RefSeq and is a predicted model, not a curated record.